CGCGCUAUCGAAGAUCUAUACGCAUCUUGCUUGCCGGCCGCUCGUUUAUUCGAGUCGUCUUCUCCACAGUCAAACCCUAUCAGAAAUCCGGUAAGGCCUUCUCGUCACAUGUGAUUUUAGGCGGGAUCUCGCUCAAUAUCGGAGGAUCAGGGUAUCGUUGUUUACCUACGAUUGUCGUUAGAUCUUAUUUGUUUUCUCAUCGAAUUGUCCUAUUGGUGUCUAUAAAUCUACCAAUUGUUGUUUGUUCAUUGAAUUUGUGGAAUUAAUUGAAUCUAUUCCAUAACCUAGGGUUUGUUUUUGUUACCGGGGUUAUCUGAAUUGUUGAUAUUCGUACGGGUGCGUGUAUACUGGUCGGUCGUCUAGGUUUUUUUCUAGGGUUUCUUGUUUUCUGUUUGAUCAUAAGAGUAGUUCGUUCUUUAUCCUAAUGGCGACAGGGAAAUAUGAUGUCUCACGGAAGAGAGACUUCUGUUACCCUGAGAAAAAAGAGAAUAGUUACUCGUACACAACUUCUUACCAUGCUGGUGAUAGGAGGAGCAGGUCCAGAAAUGUGGAAGAUGAGAAGAGUCAUGAAAGGCACACUAGCAUUAGGAAACUCAAUGCCUGCAAGACGUCUCCAGAAAAGAAAAGGAAGUUAUCACCUAACUCGAUGGACAUGGACCUGAAGAAAGGAAGAACAUACUCUUCUGGUAUAUUUAACAAAAAUGUUGACCUCAAUAAUCUGCUAUCUUUACCAAAAUCUUUCCGCAAUUCGGAAAGUGUUGUUUUGAACAGGGAGAAGAGAUGCAUACAGGAAUCUCCUAUCAAGUCUUAUGUUGCAGGUGGAUCAACAGGGACAGGUGAAUCUGGCUUGACAGGUUCGCCUGCCGUGUCACCUCUCAGAGACAGCUGGAGUGAAAAGGAGGUUGCACAUGAAGGUGAUGAGGUACAUAAUAUUUGCACGUCAAGGUGGGCUAAUCUUGAUAAUUCACCUGCUGAAUUAUUAUGUUCUAAUGAUACUACUUCAAUCUCUGGUGUGAUUGAUUCCCUUGAACCAUUACAAAAUGUCAAACUGACUUCUGAAAUUAGGGAGUUAUGUAGAGAAGGGUCAGAUGGAAACUCGGAUAGUUCAUUCUUUGAUGAUCUAGUCAGGAACAACACAGACCUUCAAACAGAUGACGAUGAUCACAAGGAUGAUGAAGGGAACAAUCAUGCUGACAUGGAGAUGGAUGAGAUUCAUUGUGCCCACAUUGGUGAUGUAAAUGUACUUCCAGGUUGUAAAGAAGUUUCUAAUUUUGAGAAACUUAAUCGAAUAGGUGAAGGAACUUAUGGUGUUGUUUACAAGGCCAGGAACAGAAGUACAGGAGAAAUCGUUGCACUCAAGAAAGUAAAGAAGGAAGUGGAAAAGGAAGGUUUCCCUGUUGCAUUUCUACGUGAAAUAAGCCUUCUUUUGGCUCUUCAUCACCCGUCCAUAGUGCAUGUUAAAGAAGUUGCCAUGACGGGUCUUGAUGAUGUUCUUAUGGAUGAUGUCUUUAUGGUUAUGGAAUAUGUAGAACAUGACCUCAAGGGACUGAUGAAGAAGAUGAAGAAACCUUUUAGUGAAAAGGAAGUUAAAUGUUUGAUGCUACAAUUAUUGGAAGGUGUGAAGUAUCUUCAUGAUAAUUGGGUUUUGCAUCGGGACCUGAAGACGUCAAAUCUUCUUUUGAGUACAAAUGGGAAGUUGAAGAUUUGUGACCUUGGAAUAUCUCGCCGUUACGGAAGCCAGUUGAAGCCAUAUACACCUGGCAUGGUGACGUUAUGGUACAGGGCUCCUGAACUUCUAUUAGGAGCAGAAGAAUACUCAACUGCAGUUGAUAUGUGGUCAGUAGGUUGCAUUAUGGCAGAACUCCUAACAAAACAACCUCUUUUCAAUGGUGAUGGGGAGAUUGAUCAUCUUAGCAAGAUAUUCAAUAUUCUGGGAACACCAAAUGAAAAGGUGUGGCCAGGAUUUUCGGAAUUGCCUGGAGUGAAGAAAUCUAAAGCUAUCUUGAAGCAGCAGAAGAGGAGUAUAUUGGCUGAUAAAUUUCAGGCAUUGAGUUUCACUGGUUCUACCACACUUUCUGGACAGGGUUUUAAUUUGUUGAGCCAAUUGUUGACUUACGAUCCUGCAAAGCGGAUAACAGUAGAAGAGGCUCUGAGACAUCCAUGGUUAUGUGAGGAAACACUGGAGCCUUUACCUGGUCAAGAAGCACUUGCACUGAAGUUGGAGUCUAUCGCAAAACAAUGAUUUGCAGAAUCAAUCUGCCCAACAUAAAUAGAGAUGGUACUGUAUUUUUAAUUGAAAUGUAGACUGACUGGAACAACUACUACUAUUGUUAUAAAUACAAACUUUUAACCA
Molecule: messenger RNA, 2353 nt
Organism: Impatiens glandulifera
Lineage: Eukaryota; Viridiplantae; Streptophyta; Magnoliopsida; Ericales; Balsaminaceae
Product: cyclin-dependent kinase G-2-like
Exons: 3
Coding region: 425-2242 (605 amino acids)
Biological process (GO): protein phosphorylation; regulation of mitotic cell cycle
Cellular component (GO): nucleus
Molecular function (GO): cyclin-dependent protein serine/threonine kinase activity; ATP binding
Source: RefSeq, a predicted model, not a curated record